CUUGCUAGUAGGGACAUCACCUGUGAAGGCCUCAUAAACAGCUAACUUCCUGCAGCCCCCAAAGAAGGCCUCACGAGGAGAAGGAGGGACUCCUCUACUGGAGAACGGACAGCAGGAGUCUAGUAAAGGAGGUGACCAGAGCCCUGGGGACCAGGUGGCAAUUGUACAGACAUCAUGGAGACUGCUAUGUGCGUUUGUUCCCCAUGCUGUACGUGGCAGAGAUGCUGUCCUCAUUUGUGUUCCUGUCUGUGCUGCAAGUUCAUCUUCACCUCGGAACGGAACUGCACCUGCUUCCCCUGCCCUUACAAGGAUGAGAGGAACUGUCAGUUCUGCCACUGUACCUGCGCAGAGAACCCCAACUGCCACUGGUGCUGCUGCUCCUGGGCCAAUGAUCCUAACUGCAAGUGCUGCUGCACAGCCACCAGCAAUAUCAAGUGUUACUACUAUGAGAGCCGCUGCUGCCGCAAUGCCACCAUCAUAUUCCACAAGGGCCGCCUCAAGAGCAUCCGCACCUCGUCCAAGACUGCGCUGCGUGUGGGAACCAGCGACACCCAGAUGGAUGAGCUGAAGUCCCUACCAGCGAACAGCCACCUGAUCGAACACCUCAGCUGCCCCAUGUGCAACCGGCUGCGCCUGCACUCGUUUAUGCUGCCCUGCAACCACAGCCUCUGCGAGAAGUGCCUGCGGCAGCUGCAAAAAUUCGCUGAAGUCACCGAGAACUUCUUCAUCCUCAUUUGCCCGGUGUGCAGCCGCUCUCACUGCAUGCCCUAUAGCCACAAGAUGCGACUUCCAGAGAACUACCUGCGGGGGCGCCUCACCAAGCGCUACAUGCAGGAGCACGGCUACCUCAAGUGGCGCUUUGACCGCUCCGCUGGGCCUAUCCACUGCCAGGUCUGCCGCCGCCGGCGCAUCGCCUACAAGCGCUGCGUCACUUGCCGCCUCAACCUGUGCAAUGAGUGUCUCAAGGCCUUCCACUCGGACGUCGCCAUGCAGGACCACGUCUUCGCGGACACCAGCGCGCAGGACCAGGAUGAGAAGAUCUGCAUCCAGCACCCGUCCAGCCGGAUCAGUGAGUACUGCCGCAACGACAACCAGCUGCUCUGUACCUUCUGCAAGGUGGCUUUCCACAGCGGCCACGACACCGUCAGCCUCAUCGAUGCCUGCUCGGAGAGAGCCGCCGCACUCUUCAGCGCCAUCGCCAAGUUCAAAGCAGUCCGAUAUGAAAUUGACAAUGACCUAAUGGAAUUCAACAUUUUAAAAGGCAGCUUUAAAGCUGACAAGGAGGCAAAGCGAAAAGAGAUCAGAAACGGAUUUCUCAAGCUGCGCAGCAUCCUUCACGAGAAAGAGAAAGACAUCAUGGAACAGGUGGAGAAUCUAGAAGUGUCCAGGCAGAAGGAGAUAGAAAAAUAUGUGCAGAUCACAACCCUGAAAGUGAAUGAAAUGGAUGGCCUCAUUGCCUACUCGAAGGAAGCCCUGAAGGAGACAGGCCAGGUGGCCUUCCUGCAGUCUGCAAAGAUUCUUGUGGACCAGAUCGAGGACGGCAUCCAGAGCACCUACAGGCCCGACCCCCACCUACGGUUCCACUCCUUGCACUGCAUACCCCUGGACUUUGCUGAGCUCUCCAGUGCCAUCCACGAGCUCUUCCCCUCAGGACCCAAGAAGGUGUGCUCCUCAGGGGACUCAUUGCCCUCUCCCUAUCCCAAUCACUCAGAAAUGAUGAUUGCCAGAAAGGUCACAUUCAGCACCCACAGUUUUGGCAACAAGCAGAUAUACCAACGAAGCUCCUCCUUGUUGUCUUUCAACCCCUCUGCAGAAAAGGCCAAGAUGGGCCUGGAGGCCUGUGGGAGAGCCCAGUCGGCUGCCCCUGCCAAACCCACAGACGCCCUCUACAGCUACUGGAGUACUGCGGCAGAUAACCAGCUUGCUCAAGAUAGCAACAGCUUUCACAACUGGUACUCAUUCAAUGAGGCCUCUGUGAAGACUCCAGGUCCAAUUGUUAUCUACCAGACUCUGGUGUAUCCAAGAGCUGCCAAGGUUUACUGGACAUGCCCUGCAGAAGAUGUGGACUCUUUUGAAAUGGAAUUCUAUGAAAUCAUUACUACUCCUCCUAACAACGUGCGGACAGAGCUCUGUGGACAAAUUCGGGACAUAGCGCAGCAGAAUCUGGAGAUACACAACCUGACCCCCAACACCGAGUACCUGUUUAAAGUUAGAGCAAUCAAUGACAACGGUCCUGGGCACUGGAGUGACAUCUGCAAGGUGGUGACCCCAGAUGGGCGUGGGAAGAACCGAGCUAAGUGGGGCCUGCUAAAGAAUAUUCAGUCUGCCCUCCAGAAGCGCUUCUGAGUGUCUGCAGAGUCCCUCCAAGAUGCACCAAAAAGUAGACACAUAUAUAUACAUACCUAUGUAUUGUAUUUUUCUCAUCACAUUCUUCAUGGAGGUUGUAGAUGGAAGUUUCCAGGACUAAGUUUACCAACAGGUGUCUUCUGAGAGCUAAUAAA
Molecule: messenger RNA, 2501 nt
Organism: Cavia porcellus (domestic guinea pig)
Lineage: Eukaryota; Metazoa; Chordata; Mammalia; Rodentia; Caviidae
Gene: Trim42
Product: tripartite motif containing 42
Exons: 5
Coding region: 175-2346 (723 amino acids)
Molecular function (GO): zinc ion binding; protein binding
Source: RefSeq, a predicted model, not a curated record